AUGGCGAAAGUACCCGCUAAGGAGGCUAUCCGUGUAUCUUCCCUUCCGGAAGGCAGAACAAGCUUGAGUNNNNCGGAAAAGGUAGACUGGGAGAACGACGUGGUAGUAGCGCAGCAGGAGGUGAGCGCAUCGGCCACGAAGAAGGUGCCGGGCGGUCGAAAGGUGACACGGGUAGAGCAGGCUUGA
Molecule: messenger RNA, 186 nt
Organism: Perkinsus marinus ATCC 50983
Lineage: Eukaryota; Perkinsozoa; Perkinsida; Perkinsidae
Exons: 2
Coding region: 1-186 (61 amino acids)
Source: RefSeq, a predicted model, not a curated record